This is a messenger RNA of Cynara cardunculus var. scolymus (artichoke), 330 nucleotides long. RefSeq lists its product as uncharacterized. The record is from RefSeq and is a predicted model, not a curated record. The transcript has a single exon. NCBI's taxonomy places the organism in Eukaryota, Viridiplantae, Streptophyta, Magnoliopsida, Asterales, Asteraceae. The coding region runs from base 1 to 330 and encodes 109 amino acids.
AUGGAGAUUACGGUUUUGUUCAACCAUGAAACUAUUGGUAGUGGCGUAAUUGAGCCAUGGCACCACCUAAAAAGAAACACGACUAUUUUUAAGCUAGAUCUUGCUUCACGUAAUGUGAAGUUAUCUGAGACGGUAUCACAAGAAAUGAAGUUGGCAAAAUCAACGAAUAGAGUUGCAUUGGAUAUGAAGUUGAAGGGUCGGGUCAAAAUAAAGAAGGGGGUUUGGAAAUCGCGUUAUUUUCGCAUGAAAGUCUCGUGUGUACAUGUCGUGGAAACAUUUUCUAAUUCCUCAACGGGAUUUCAAAAGGCUUUGUGUGACGUUGAUAUCUAA